AUGGACAUAGCGGAUGGUUUAAACUACAUUCACGAGAGAGGACUUAUUCACAGACAUCUCAAGCUGGAAAAUAUUUUGUUUGUAAAGGGGUUAUAUCUUAGCAAAUCGAAAAAGAGGGCGAAAAAACGAAUGAAGUCGCGCGAAAAAAUCUCAGGCACGGGCAGUGAAGAAACCGCCAGAGGUGCUUAUGGCGUUUACGAGGACAUGUCUGAAUAUCAACACCCCUCACGAGGAUAUAACCCAUUCACGACACCAGGAGAUUCAAGUUAUAACCCACAGGACUUGUCGGAAUAUCAACACCCCUCACGACGAUACAACACAUUCACCACACCAGAAGUUUCAAGUUAUAACCCACAGGACAUGUCGGAAUAUCAACACCCCUCACGACGAUACAACACAUUCACGACACAAGAAGUUUCACGUUCUAACCCACAGAAAUAUGAACACCGCAGUGCCAGAACAAGAAUUCGUCGUAGACACCAAAAACGAAUAUCCGGAAAAACGCCCAAAAAGAAUGUGGAGGACAUACAAGACAUAAGCGAAAUGCUUGGUUUAUUUCGUCUGCUUCAUAUAGCUCACGACCCUAAUGAAUUAUGCCUUUCAAAAAUGAAAGAGACGGCUAAAAGAGUACUCGAAGACCAAGGUUCUGGUAGCGGAAAGUAUUCAUAUGGCACAACGGGAUUUGGGGUAAUAGCCAUGACUAAAGACGAGGAUAUGUUGAAGAGAAAAACGCUGCUGGACUUUAAUCUCCAGGUUGACGAUUGUGUGAGGCAAUUGGGCAGCCACGCGAUUGAGGUUCUAGACGUUUACUAUAGCGAUGGAAGUGUUUUGAAUGUUUUGGGAGAAGAAAGGGAGCGCUUAACGAAAACAGAAUAUAACAUCCUUAUUGCAGGCGAAAGUAGCGCCGGAAAAAGUAGUUUAGUCAAUCUUAUUCUCGGCGAAGAGCUUCUUCCACAUCACAAUCUCAAUACCACCUCCACAAUAUGCGAGGUAAAACAUGGGGAAAAACGAGAAUUGAUUGCUCACUAUAACUACGAUGAGGAACAAAGGAUGCCCAAACCUGAAAUACAUCCGUUGAGAACAAAAGAAGAAUGCGGCAAAAAUUACUGUGAACAAAUCGCUCCCUUCGUGCAAAGGAAGUCCAACGAAAGAUCUAAAUAUACUAGAGUAGAAAUCUUUUGGACGCAUGAAUUACUUGAGGAAGAAAUUGUUAUUGUCGAUAGUCCAGGCCUGGGUGAAUGUGAUGAAAUGGAUGCAGUUCUGAUGAAUUAUCUUCCGAAUGCUUUUGCGUUCAUUUAUGUUCUUGACGUUUCCCGUGCUGGAGGAAUACAGAAAGAUAUCAAAGAGAAGUUAAGGAACAUCUUAAAAAAGGUGAAGUCAUCUGAUGGCGGCGUUGAGACCCUUCACCAUUUAGCCGAAUGUUCGCUUUUUAUCUGCAAUAAAUGGGAUCAAGUAAAAGAGGGAGAAAGGUCAGCAACGAAGAAUCAUGUCGUCGCAAAGUUAAGAGAGUGUUGGGAAGAUUCAAAUUUGAAUCAUCAAAUUGUGUACAUGUCAAUAACAGAGGCCAUCGAAGUACAGGAAUAUGGCGGAGUCACAGAAGAGUUCAAUGAUUUACUCCAAAAAAUUAAGACGAUGGUUUUGAGGGCAAUAAAUAUUAGGUUGUACAAUCACUGGCAGUCGUUAUAUGCAUUGCUGUAUCAAAUUUAUAGAGUAACCUACUUCUUCAACCAAGAGGUGCAAUCAACUCACCAAGAAACCCGUGAACGAAUGGAAGAAAUCGAGAGACGCAUCGAAAAGAUUGAACGAAAAGAGCAAGAUGUAAAGAGAGAAAUGGAGGAAAGAGUGAAAACCCAGACCAAAGUUCUCCAAGCCAAACUCGAAGUUUAUAUCUACUCGAUGGAUUUCAAAACGAAAUUCUGCUCUUGGACGAAUUGUGCACUUCCGAAGGAAGAAAUAACUUGGGAAAUGACAAAGAGAAACAUCAAAGAAGCAAUUGAUAGCCGAUUCAAAGAAUUGCUAAUUGAGUGGGAAAAUGGCCAUCAAGUUUAUGCUGAAAUUCAUAGGGAGAUUCUGGACGAAUUUCGUAAAAGUUUGAAUCUUUUGGAGGAGGAACUCGAAGGUGUUGAUAAAGCGAUGUAUAGUGUGGACAGACGUGCUUAUCUUUCACGGAACAAAAAUAAAAUUCCCUUAAAGGCGAAAGUUAUCUUCGGAGUGAUUAGUCCUCUUUUGAUUCCAUUCGGUGUGGCGGGUUUGGUGAUUGGUAUGCCAGUUUUGGGAGCAUUGGGUAUAAAAGGUAAAGUUGAUAAAAAAAAGAAGAUUCACGAAAAUUUAUAA
Messenger RNA from Dendronephthya gigantea, 2334 nucleotides. RefSeq lists its product as uncharacterized. Gene Ontology annotation, biological process: protein phosphorylation. Lineage: Eukaryota; Metazoa; Cnidaria; Anthozoa; Malacalcyonacea; Nephtheidae. Bases 1 to 2334 code for a protein of 777 amino acids. Gene Ontology annotation, molecular function: ATP binding; protein kinase activity. The transcript is spliced from 12 exons. The record is from RefSeq and is a predicted model, not a curated record.